Molecule: messenger RNA, 2685 nt
Organism: Lagenorhynchus albirostris (white-beaked dolphin)
Lineage: Eukaryota; Metazoa; Chordata; Mammalia; Artiodactyla; Delphinidae
Gene: ZFP90
Product: ZFP90 zinc finger protein
Exons: 5
Coding region: 255-2171 (638 amino acids)
Biological process (GO): regulation of transcription by RNA polymerase II
Molecular function (GO): DNA-binding transcription factor activity, RNA polymerase II-specific; RNA polymerase II cis-regulatory region sequence-specific DNA binding
Source: RefSeq, a predicted model, not a curated record
GCCCACCAUCCUGCGGGUGGGACUGGGCGUGGCCGGAGGAGGGUGUCUUGGAGGCGGCGAGCGUUUAGUUUGGGGGAGGCAGGCCCAGCCAGGGCCCGCGCACCGCCCCACCUCUCUACCCUGGAGAAGUGGCUGCGGGGCGGAGGCGGGCCGGGCCUGGCGGGGCGCGGGCUGGUUGGCAGUUACAGCUGGCUGAGUGGGCCCUCUCCUCUCUCCCCAGACCCUGUCUAGGAGCUGGGCCCGGCGACGCAGGAAUGGCCCCAAGGCCUCCGACGGCCAGGCCGCAGGAAUCGGUGACAUUUAAAGAUGUGGCUGUGAACUUCACCCAGGAAGAAUGGCACCACAUGGAUCCCGCUCAGAGGCGCUUGUACAGGGAUGUGAUGCUGGAGAACUAUAGCCACUUGGUUUCUCUUGGAUAUCAAGUUUCCAAGCCAGAGGUGAUCUUCAAAUUGGAGCAAGGAGAAGAGCCAUGGAUAGCAGAGGGAGAAAUCCAAAGACCUUUCUGUCCAGGGUGUCUUGCUGCUGACUGGAGGACCAGGCCUGAAGCCAAAUCUUCAAAUCUGCAGCAGAGCAUAUCUGAAGUAUCCCUUAGCACAGAUGAUCCCUCAUGUACCACGUUAGAAGACACUUGGGAUAUUAAUGGCCAGUUAGAGAGGCACAAGGAAAACUGGAAGAGACAUUUGGGGCCAGAUGCAUCCACCCAGAAGAAAAUAAUCACACCAGAGGAAGCUUGUGAGCAAAAUAAAUUUGUUGAAAAUUCUAGAUUGAACACAGACCUGGUUACACAACUGAACAUUCCUCCAAGGUCUAAUGAAUGUGAUACACUUGGGAGCAAUUUGGGACAUAAUUCAGACUUACUCAGUCAGAAUAAUAUCCUUGCAAAAAAGAAACCUUAUAAAUGUAAUAAAUGUAGAAAAGCCUUUAUUCAUAGGUCAUCACUGACUAAACAUGAGAAAACUCAUAAAGGAGAUGGAACUUUCCCCAACGGUACAGAUCAGGGAAUUUAUCCUGGAAAGAAACACCAUGAAUGUACUGACUGUGGGAAAACCUUCCUCUGGAAGACACAACUUACUGAGCAUCAGAGAAUUCACACUGGGGAGAAACCCUUUGAAUGUAAUGUGUGUGGGAAGGCCUUCAGGCAUAGCUCAUCCCUUGGUCAGCAUGAGAAUGCUCAUACUGGAGAGAAACCCUAUCAGUGUAGUCUCUGUGGGAAAGCCUUCCAGCGCAGCUCCUCCCUUGUUCAACACCAGAGAAUUCACACUGGAGAGAAACCAUAUCGAUGUAAUUUGUGUGGUAGGUCAUUUAGGCAUGGCACAUCCCUCACUCAGCACGAGGUCACACAUAGUGGAGAGAAACCCUUCCAAUGUAAGGAAUGUGGGAAAGCCUUUAGUCGGUGUUCUUCCCUUGUCCAGCAUGAGAGGACUCACACAGGAGAGAAACCUUUUGAAUGUAGCAUAUGUGGGAGGGCUUUUGGUCAGAGCCCUUCCCUUUAUAAACAUAUGAGGAUUCAUAAGAGAGGCAAACCUUACCAAAGCAGUAACUACAGCAUAGAUUUCAAGAGCUCAUCUCUUACUCAAGAUGAAAACACUCUCACUGAAGUGAAAUCCUAUCAUUGCAAUGACUGUGGGGAAGACUUCAGUCACAUUACAGACUUCUCUGACCAUCAGAGGAUCCACACUAGAGAAAACCCCUAUGAUUGUGAGCAGGCCUUUAGUCAACAAUCUAUUUCUCACCCUGGCGAGAAACCCUAUCAAUGUAAUGUAUGUGGGAAAGCUUUCAAAAGGAGUACGAGUUUCAUAGAGCAUCACAGAAUUCAUACUGGAGAAAAACCCUAUGAAUGUAAUGAAUGUGGAGAAGCCUUCAGUCGACGCUCAUCACUGACUCAACAUGAGAGAACCCACACUGGAGAGAAACCCUAUGAAUGUAUCGACUGUGGUAAAGCCUUCAGUCAGAGUUCAUCUCUCAUUCAGCAUGAGAGAACUCAUACCGGAGAAAAACCCUAUGAAUGUAAUGAAUGUGGGCGAGCUUUCCGAAAGAAAACUAAUCUGCAUGAUCAUCAGAGAAUCCAUACUGGAGAAAAACCCUACGCUUGUAAGGAAUGUGGGAAAAACUUCAGUCGAAGCUCAGCUCUUACUAAACAUCAGAGAAUUCAUACACGAAAUAAACUCUAGGAACCUUGACAUUAGGGAAUGUGCCAAAAGCUUUAGCUAAAAUAUUGUUCUUAUUCAGUAUCAGAGGAUUCUUACUGGAGAGAAAGCUUGAGAAUGUAAUGAAUUGUGUGUGUGUAUGUGUGUACAUUGUGUGUGGAGAAAGCUCUGUGCUAGUAGACAGUGUUUUUUUAAAUAAAAGCCACAUUCUCUGGGACUUCCCUGGUGGUCCAGUGGUUAUAAGACUCCACGCUUCCAACUGCAGGGGCACAGGUUCGAUCCCUAGUUGGUGAAGAUCCUGCAUGCCAUGUGGUGCAGCCAAAUAAGAGAAAAAAAAAAAAAAGGAAAAGAAUAAAUAAAAGCCACAUUCUCAGAUCUGAUUACAGACGUGUGUAAAAACAACUACAAACAUAUAGCCUGUUAGAAAUGGUAUGCCUAUAUAUUGGACUUUGUAAAUUUUUUGAAUAUAUGUUUGCAGGAGAUCACCAACUUUCAACAAUUUAACUUGUAACUCUCACUGUUUACAGCUUUUUAAAAA